AUGUCUUUUCCCCCACCUGAGGAAGAGAUACAAGAAGACCCCAAGGGUUGCGAGCAGCCCAUGAUACAGUCAGUGGAUAUUGUAAAUAAGCGUGUUUCAAAAAUCACCAGAGCUUCCAAUUUCAUCAGAAGCUUUCAACGUUCGAAAGCAGAAACAGGCAGGGACAAGGAGUCGCCUGGACCUGGGAUCAGAAGAAGGAUAAUGUAUAGCCGAUUAUUCAGACGGGGACACGAUAAGUCUUCCGAUGAGGCGUCGCCCUCGAACAAAUCCUCCGAUUCAUGUCCUCGGGUAUGGCACAGGAUACUUAACGAUGUUUCGCUUUCUGCUGCACAAGUCUCCACGGGCACUGCUCCUACUUCUAGAAGCGACUAUGACAAUUUAAGCAGUGACUUGACGGAAGGAAGAAGACGUGCGCUUGAGGUUUCUAGAUAG
This is a messenger RNA of Candidozyma pseudohaemuli, 432 nucleotides long. RefSeq lists its product as uncharacterized. Bases 1 to 432 code for a protein of 143 amino acids. NCBI's taxonomy places the organism in Eukaryota, Fungi, Ascomycota, Pichiomycetes, Serinales, Metschnikowiaceae. The transcript has a single exon. The record is from RefSeq and is a predicted model, not a curated record.